Peronospora matthiolae is the source of this 1956-nucleotide messenger RNA. The record is from the annotation of a GenBank genome assembly. Lineage: Eukaryota; Oomycota; Peronosporomycetes; Peronosporales; Peronosporaceae.
AUGACGCAAGUCGGCAGCGUGCGCCUCAAGGUUCUCGCGCGCGGCGCUGAGGCGGUAGUGGCGUUCACGGAUGUGUACUUGGCGCCGCGACUGGCAAAGAACAUUGUGUCAUACGGCAAGCUAGCGAACAAAGGAUAUGCCCUAGAGCGCUCCGGCGACAGGCGCUCGCUCGCUCGGUGCAGAGAUGAUGCGGUCGCGUUCGAUGUCACAAUUGACAGCAACUUGCUUUAUGUCGUGAAGAAGGCCACGCGCGACAAGGAAGGUGCAGGUGGCGACGCGAUCAUGGCGGCGCUCGAAGCGCAUGCCACGGAAACCAACGCCGACGAGCCGCACGAAUCCUCGCUGUUGCACUGGCACCAGCGGAUCGGUUACCUUUCGUUUGACACGAUCGAACGCAUGGCGCGCGAUCCGGCAUCAGGCAUUCGGCUCAGCAACAAUAAACGUAUGGCGUGCGUGUCGUGCCUCGAGGGCAAGCAGACGCGCAACGCGCAGUCCCAACAAGACAGCGGCAAGCACUCUCCCAUCGAUCGCAUCGGCGGUGUCAUCUGCUCGGACCUAAAGGGUCCACUGCCGCCGCGGGACCGACUCGGCAAUCCUUACCUUGUGAACUUCGUUGAUCACAAGAGCAACUACUGCCGAGUCUUCCUCGCGCACACGAGGGACGCUGCGGCGAAGCAGUUCGAGGCGUUCCUCGUUCACUUCGAGAACCUUUUCGGUUUCAAGGUCCACGCGCUCCGCACGGAUGGCGGCAGAGAAUACGCCAAUGUGGACCUGUUCUGCGAGCGCAAGGGCGUCGCGCGCCAAGUGUCGGAGGCGCGCAAUCAGGCCUCAAACGGCAAGGCGAAACGAAUGCACCGGACAGUGCUGAACCUUGCGCGCAGCAUGAUGUUUGCCUGCGCGCUGCCCCUGAUAUUAUGGGGAGACGCGUGCAGCGUGUAUAGGGACCCGCGCCAGAACUCGCUGCUGCAGCGCUCGGGGCGCGCCAUCAUUGUUGGCGUCAGCGAGGAAAUCAAGGGCUACAAGGUGCUUCUACCGCGUGACAAUAAAGUGGUCGUCACGCAGCCCAUCAAGAAUAUUGAGACAUUGACGAAGGCGCAAAACGCGCAACUCCAGCGCGAGAUGGACGUCAGCGAUCGAGUCGGAGGCCAGGAUGAGACGGACGCGCCAGCAGCAGCAGUGGCGAACGAUGGUCGCGCAGAGGGCAACAGGGCAACGCGUAAAAGCAGAAAGCGAUGGGAGCGAGCGGCACAUGGAACACGCGGGGCGUCAAAACGCGCAGAAGCGGCUUCUUGUCAGGAGGAGACAGCCGCAAGCGGAAAUGUUUUGAAUGCUGCUUUCGAGCACGAUCCGCUUAUUUACGGACAGGCGAUGCGCAGCGAUGCGCAGGGCGACCUCGAGCGGCUGAAGGCGCGACUGGUGGCGUGUGGCAACGAACAGGUGCUUGGCGUUGACUACACGCUCACCUUCGCUGCCGUGAUGAACCUAUCAACGCUCAAAGUGAUCCUGACGCUUGCGGCUACCGGAAAGGGAGCCGCACCUCCGCAUCUAUCUACAGAUGCCGCGCGGCAUGCCAGUCUAGAAGAAGACGCUACGAGCGCAAGGCGUUUCGAACGCGAGCGAGCCGGUGCUGGAGCUGUGGAAGAGCCUCUUCGGUCUCAAGCAGGCAGGAUGGCUGUGGACCAGCUGCUGCACUCGAAGCUCUCUACUGCCGAUUUCACGCGGUGUGAGAGCGACAUGCGUUUUUUCUGGAAGCGCGACGGCGACGACCUCGUUGUGUUGUCGAUCAAGGACCUGGGGCGUGUCAGCAAGUUUCGGGGCAUGCGCGUGACGCACAACGGUCAGAAUGGGUACACGCUCGAUCAGGAGGAGGCCACCAGAGACCUCCUACGCGACAACGGACUCGCUGACGCCAACUCGACGUGGACGCCGAUCGACGACAGCUGCUACGGGCUGUAG